AAGGUCUACUGUGAAUCAACCUCAAUAUAAAUGACACUUUUUGUCAAAAUCAAAAAUUACACGUCAAACAAAAAAACUCACCCAACAAAAAUGGACGGAUUCAUGCUGGAACCAACACUAAACAUUGUCAAAGGAAUGUGCAUUAUGGAUAACGAUGGAAAUCGUAUCCUUGCCAAAUACUAUGACAAAAACAUUCUGCCAACAGUCAAGGAACAAAAAACCUUUGAAAAGAACCUUUUUAAUAAAACCCAUCGUUCCAACACGGAAAUUAUCAUGUUGGAUGGUUUAACCUGUGUUUAUAAAAGUAAUGUAGAUUUGUUUUUCUAUGUUAUGGGGAGUACCUAUGAAAACGAAUUGAUUCUCUUGUCUGUACUCAAUUGUUUGUAUGAUUCAAUUAGUUUGAUUCUCAAAAAGAAUGUCGAGAAACGUUUAGUUUUAGACAAUUUGGAGAUUAUCAUGUUAGCCUUUGAUGAGAUCUGUGAUGGAGGAAUCAUUUUAGAUGCGGAUCCAUCGUCGGUGGUGAAACGUGUCGAUUUGAGGAACGAUGACAUUCCAAUUGGAGAGCAAACAGUUGCCCAGGUUCUGCAGUCGGCAAGAGAUCAACUCAAAUGGUCGAUACUAAAGUGAAAAAAUAAUAAUAAAAAUCUAUCUUUACACAUAUUCGAAAAAAAACUUGUUUUUGAUAUAAUUUUAUUAUUAUUAUGUUUUUGCAAUUCCUGGUUCCAGAAGGCAGGAAGACCGAUCAUUCGGAGGUAGUAGGUUUACCUUUUUUUUAAUUUCAAAUAUAAAUAAUAUAAUAUAUAUAUAUACAAAUUAGAAAUGCAUUUUGUUCCAAAAAUAAUAAAAUUUAUUAAUUUUUAAGAUAAAAUUAUUGGUUUU
Molecule: messenger RNA, 879 nt
Organism: Episyrphus balteatus (marmalade hoverfly)
Lineage: Eukaryota; Metazoa; Arthropoda; Insecta; Diptera; Syrphidae
Gene: zetaCOP
Product: coatomer subunit zeta-1
Exons: 4
Coding region: 31-627 (198 amino acids)
Biological process (GO): intracellular protein transport; retrograde vesicle-mediated transport, Golgi to endoplasmic reticulum; intra-Golgi vesicle-mediated transport
Cellular component (GO): COPI vesicle coat
Source: RefSeq, a predicted model, not a curated record